GUAAAUGUUUUGUAAAGAAAGUUUGGUGUUCUAUGUUGUGUUAUUUACAAUGUCUGGCAUUUAUGGAAAGAAUUCUGCUGACAUUGAUAAACUGACUGUCAGUCGCAAUGUGACUACUGCUUCAGGAUCUAGAUAUUUGUUUUGUUGGUAUACGUUUGCGUAGGAAGCUGGAAACUCUACGGAAGGAGAUGAAGGCCUCACCUUCACAAAUUUUCAAGGAAGCUGAAUCACUGAAAGCUUCUUUAUCAGGUGAGAGCCUAUCAAGUUCUGAUGUCUGGCAAAAGAGGCAAGAAUUGUGUCAUCUAUUUGAAUCACUGCUUUUGAUUGAUUUGGAUUAUGCCUUGGACAAGAAAGUUGAACAGGAUUUGUGGAGUUUUAUUUUCAGAAAUCCAAUAUCAGCUUGCCAGUCAAAGGCUAGAGAACAUAAGAAAUCUAAUAAUACUCAUUCAAACAGCCAGUUGUCAACUCUACUAGAGACAGCUAGUGGGUUUUAUUUGCAACUUCUUCAAAAACUUUGCUGUGCAUAUGAUAUUGAUCUCCCAUGCCAUCCAAGAGACUCAGUUUAUGGAUUGACAAAAGAGUGGAUUAGUCGAUAUCCUGUUGCUCAUCAGCCACGUAAAUCUUCUCUUCUGUACAUUUGUCAGCAUUGUCUUGUGCACUUGGGUGAUAUUGCACGUUAUAGAGGUCAGUCACUUCAAGCUGAAAACUUUUAUCGUCAUGCUGUAGAUUUGGUACCAAGCAAUGGUCAGCCAUAUAACCAGUUGGCUUUGUUGGAAGCAGCUAGUGGAGAGAAACUUUCGACUGUAUUUUUUUAUGUUAGAAGUUUAUCAGUUCAACAUCCAUUUCCAUUAGCUGCCACAAACUUACAAAACCUCUUUUCAAAAAUGUCUUCUGAUGGGAGUUGUCCUGAUGGGAAAAAUCGUAUGACUGCAUUUGAAUAUGUGACGGUGUUCUUACAGUUUCAUGCAGUUGUUCACUUAAAUAAUGAUUUAAAGAAAACGGACCAAAUGAUAAGCAAGCUUACCACAUCUCUUCCUGCCCUAAUUAUAGCAGAAAAAUUUGAAACAUGGCAGUUAGUUCAAAUGGUUGCAGUUUGUUUGUUUGCUAUUGAGCAUGCUUGGGGUUCUAUGGAUAUUGACAAAAAUUCUACAAGUCUCGAUGAAGCAAUGCUUAGUCCUGAAGAACUGAAAGCUUCAUCUCUUAUAGAAGAACUUUUAGCAAGCAUGUUACAUGCAUUUUUGUUACCAGUCCAUGCUUCAUUAGAGCCCAAAGAAACUGCCAGUUAUUAUACACUACCAGCUAUCAAAAUAAUAUUAGACUGGUUUUUACAAGAUCCACAGCUUCUUCAGCAUGAAGCCAUCAGUAAGAGCCCUCAAGUGUGGCAUGGAUUAUGCAAGUUACUGAAUGACCUCGAUGUUGCAGCUAAUGAACCUUUUGAUGUAAAAAAGUUUGAAGAUAUACCACUUCCUGAAGACUGGGAUCUUCAAGCAUUCCUGCCAUUGAAAAAAUCUCAGCGGCGUCUGAAAUUUAGUUUGAAUGCAGCUACACCUAGUGAUGAAGAAUCAAUGUGGUUACGUUCAGUUCGAUUAUGCAAGCUUGGUGAAAGCUUAGCUGGAGGAAAGGAAGGGGUAAACUUGUUAUCUUUGAGUCAUGUGGAAGGAAGGAGAGUUUUUAAAGCCAUACAUCAAACAGAAGCUUUAUCAGAGCAAGUAUUGCAGCAAAUACAGGAGCUUACUGUGAACCCUAGUCCUUCUGUAUCAUCAACUGAUUCGAGUCUUAUAAAUGGAAAUACCUCUGCAACAGAACUUCCUGCUACAUCACUGCGUUCCAAACCUGGGCACGGGGAAGGUGUCCCUCAACAGGAAGUGCGUUUCAAACUGGAUGAUGCUCAGCAGCGUAAGGAAAAAUCUGAUGCUGACCGAGAAAGUCAAACUGAAAAGAAUGAGCGACGUAACAAAGAUACUACUAUGGGAAGUGGAAGAGAAAGGAGGAGUGGACGGCAAAAUGUUGCAAUGCAGGCAAUACUUCAGCAACGUGCUGCUCAAAUUUCAUCCAAUAUUCAUGGAAGAGUGCAAGAAAUUGUCAAAGAAAAUAAUGUGUCAAUGCAUCAAGAGGCAGUUGCUAGGCAAAAUUCUCGUCCACCUAAUCAUGUUGAAAAUGCACAUCACCUGCGUUCCAGUUCUGAAAAUUGUAUAACUUCUCAGGUAGUGAAAGAGCUGAACGUAAGCAGAGCUCCUGUGCAUCAUCUGCCUCCUGAGCAAUAUAACCAGUUUCAGGCACAAACACAUUCUGUGGGUGGACUUCAGCAGUGUGAUAGAACAGAACCAUGGAUUCAGCAGUAUAAUAUUCAUCAGAGUGGAAUAGCGGCUGUUAAUCAAGUUGCCCGUGACAACAAUGCAGUUACUAAUUAUAUUCAGAAUGCUCUCCCUCGAGUAGUCCAAGCACCUGCAUCAAACUUUAAUUUUCCAGCCCCACCUCCUGCACCUCCUCAACAACAGCCCCCACCAAAUCAGAUGAUUAGCAAGCAGGUUACUGCUCCAACUUUCAUUGCCAAUCCUGCUCCUAAUGUUCUUUGGAAUUAUAUGCAGUUUGUUACACCUUACCAACAGACUUGUACAACUAAUCCAGCCCAAGCAGGCACUCAAAUCAUCAUGCAGCAGAGUGCUAAUCAAACACAACAACCACAACGUCAACAGACUGGAUUUUACUUAAUGAAUGGCACACAACACGAUUUGACACAUAUUGAAGCAGCUUCAAACCUACUGCAUGCUUACAGAAAUAAUUCUGGUAAUUCUGCUCUCCUUCAGCAACAAGCUCCAGACAUCAUUAAGGACCAAGUACAAGAACAUCUUGCAAACCAUGCUCGAGUAUGGCAACAAGAUGGUGGAAGAACUGGAGAUAUUACUUCCAGUCACAUAGCAUUAAAUCAGGUUGUGGGACGUCCUGUAGCCCAGACACUUCAAAGCAGUUUGUCUGCACAGCAGAUGCAAGGGGGAGCUGCAACUGUAUCAUCUGCUCUUCCUCAUGAUUUGAGUUCUAACACGUAUUCACUUUUUAAUUCUCCUUGGCCAUCUGGCUUAACCAUGCCUAGAACAAACAAAGAAGCAGGUCAACAUAACAACAUAGAUCCUGUUUUUAUGCAGUCUAGAAUACAGUCUUUGUGGUCUGGACCCGGACCAUCGCCCCUGGAGAGGCUGCUGGAACAGCAAAAACAAAGGCGAGAUGGUGCAACACAGUGAAGUCUGUGGAGAAUCUUUUGAUGGAGAAAAGAAAAUGCAUAUUCUUUCAGUCAUUAAUAGUGGCAUUCACUGGCUAUUUAAUAAAGCCCUCUUUCUGAAGAAAGAAAUGCUGCAUUAACAUCUCAACAUGCGUCCAAACCACGAAAGGGGUAAAGCUGCUGAGAGGUGACGAAUAAUGUAGCACUUUUAAUAAGGCACUGCAUAUUUUGUGCGUCCUUUUUAAAUAAGAUGUGCUUUUCGGGUUGCUGUAUUGUGCAACUGGCUGUGCAUCAAUAUUAUUACUACUACUCUUACUACUCAUACUGCAGAUUGGUUAAGUUUUCUGGUAGUACUGGAGCAGAAGUUUCAUCUUAUGUAUAUCAAAUGCUUAGUUGGCAUUAUGAAAAAAAAAAAAAAAAAAAAAAAAAAAUA
Molecule: messenger RNA, 3650 nt
Organism: Stegodyphus dumicola
Lineage: Eukaryota; Metazoa; Arthropoda; Arachnida; Araneae; Eresidae
Biological process (GO): nuclear-transcribed mRNA catabolic process, nonsense-mediated decay
Cellular component (GO): telomerase holoenzyme complex
Molecular function (GO): telomerase RNA binding; telomeric repeat DNA binding; protein binding
Source: RefSeq, a predicted model, not a curated record